GAUGAAGCCUCCCCCUCUUCUGACCUUCCUCUGCCUCCUGGUGGCCCUGGCCAGCGGGAACCUGGUCCAGUUUGGGGUGAUGAUCGAGAGGAUGACGGGGAAGCCGGCGCUGCAGUACAAUGACUACGGCUGCUACUGCGGCGUUGGGGGCUCCCACUGGCCUGUGGACCAGACGGACUGGUGCUGCCAUGCCCAUGACUGCUGCUACGGGCGCCUGGAGAAGAUGGGCUGUGAACCCAAGCUGGAAAGGUAUCUCUUCUCUGCCAGCAAGAACAACAUCUUCUGCGCCGGCCGAACCGUCUGCCAGCGUCAGACCUGUGAGUGUGACCGGACUGCUGCCCUCUGCUUCCGCCAGAACCUGGGCACCUACAACCGCAACUUCGUGCGCUAUCCCAACACACUGUGCAGCGGCCCCACACCGCCCUGCUAG
Neogale vison (American mink) is the source of this 430-nucleotide messenger RNA. Its product is annotated as group IIE secretory phospholipase A2-like. Gene Ontology annotation, biological process: negative regulation of T cell proliferation; phospholipid metabolic process; lipid catabolic process. The coding region runs from base 2 to 430 and encodes 142 amino acids. The record is from RefSeq and is a predicted model, not a curated record. NCBI's taxonomy places the organism in Eukaryota, Metazoa, Chordata, Mammalia, Carnivora, Mustelidae. Gene Ontology annotation, molecular function: phospholipid binding; calcium ion binding. The transcript is spliced from 4 exons.